Messenger RNA from Aspergillus ibericus CBS 121593, 760 nucleotides. Its product is annotated as putative nucleoside-diphosphate-sugar epimerase. The transcript has 3 exons. Lineage: Eukaryota; Fungi; Ascomycota; Eurotiomycetes; Eurotiales; Aspergillaceae. Bases 39 to 704 code for a protein of 221 amino acids. The record is from RefSeq and is a predicted model, not a curated record.
AAUUCAUCUCCACAAACCCCCUCUAUCUCCUAAAAACCAUGAAAUUAAUCCUCACCGGCACGACCGGCUUCAUCGGCCACUCCAUCCUAACAGAAUGUCUCCAAAACCCGUCCAUAACAUCCAUCAUCGCUCUCUCCCGCCGCGCCCUCCCCGCGACCGUCACCUCGAACCCCAAACUCACUGUCCGAAUUCACGAUGAUUUUCUUACGUAUCCGGAUUCUUUACUCCGGGAUUUAGAGGGCGCGGAGGGGUGUAUUUGGGCCCUAGGAACCAACCGAGGCGACACCAGCACUUCCCGGCGAAUUAAUAUUGAGUAUACAAUGGCCGCGAUCCGAGCAUUCGACAAAUAUCUCGCCCCUGAUACCCCAGGGAAAAAGUUCAGAUUCGUAUACAUAAGUGGCGGCAUGGCGGAGCGGGAUCAGAAUCGGACGUUAUGGGUUGCGGGGGGGUUGAGGAAGGUUAGGGGCCAAGUUGAGAAUGAACUCAUUGCGUACGAGAGGGGUAGUGAGGGCGUGGAGGUGUAUAUUGCGCGACCGGCGAUGGUUCUGGAGCGAGGCUGGAGUGUCAGGACGGUGGUGUUUGGGUUGGGACCGUCGAUUUGGGUGGAUGUUUUGGGGAGGGUGUUGGUGGAUGUUGUGGUUAGGGGUGCGGAUGGGCAGAGGGAGUUGGAGAAUGAGAGGUUGGUUAGGUGGGAUUGCAGUUGAUGGUAUAAUAUCGUUGUGGUAAGUAUAUAGUGGCUAUUGUUAUGUGUUGUUAAUGG